Arctia plantaginis is the source of this 2289-nucleotide messenger RNA. The record is from the annotation of a GenBank genome assembly. NCBI's taxonomy places the organism in Eukaryota, Metazoa, Arthropoda, Insecta, Lepidoptera, Erebidae.
AUGCAUUCGAAGCAGUCCGUCCAAGACUUAAAAAAUAAAUCACUUUAUAGUGCUCAAAAGGAAUACAACAAGAAAUGGGCGAACAAAUUGUCUGCACUGCAAAAUGAAUCCAUCAACUUGCGAGAGGUAGCCAACCGCGCCAUCAAGAGCUGCUUGCGAUCACGCGGUAGACCAGGUGACCAGAAAUCACCAGACAACACCGUGCCCUUCCAAAGGGUCUCUGUCUCAGGAAUACACGUCACAGGGGUACCGAUGGAAGAUUUAGUCCGCUCGGCAGCAUUGCUGGUAGAAACUUUGCACUUACGGCAACAUUACAUGGCCAUAUCCAACCAAACGUUCUGCGCAACUUUGGACAGCUUUCUCCAAGCCCACGGCUGCGAAAGACCUUAUAACUUGGAGCGUAACGUAGCGUCAAAUAUAGUGUUCGACCGACGCCUUGAAGCAGACGAAAUGGACGAUUACUUCCUUACCUCAGACCCUCCCUCUGAAGUAGAACUCCUGUGCAACAAAAGGCAUGUCAGUCCGGAACAUUCUCGAAUGAUGGCGAGCUCGAUUGGAAUGCUACGGCCGUCAGAAACCAACGUGUCGUUAGAUAGCUUCGAAGAUUUUCCAACUAUGGAAGAAAUUAUGGACCCAUGGAUGGCCCCAAUUCCACCGGACCGCAAGUACGUUUAUAAUUAUAAUCAGGGUGUGGUGCAUAUAUACAGGAAUCAGGCAGACCUUGAAGCCGAUAAGCCCAUAAACUACACUUACAUACCUUUCAAGAAGUACGUGCAGGAUUUGGAGCAAAUUGACUCCCUCAAUGAUAACGGGCCUCUUAAGUCAUAUUGCUUUCGCCGCUUGAGUUAUUUAACAUCAAAAUUCCAGAUGCAUGUGUUACUCAAUGAACUACAUGAACUGGCAUUACAAAAGGCAGUGCCGCAUAGGGACUUCUAUAAUGUCAGGAAAGUGGACACUCACAUCCACGCAGCUUCAUGUAUGAACCAGAAGCAUUUACUCCGCUUCAUCAAACGAAUGCUGCGUACGAAUGCCAAUGAAGUGGUAACACUAACAGAUGGAGUGCCCACCACACUUAAAUCUGUCUUUGAAGAGAUGAAUCUUGAUGCGUAUGAUUUGAACGUGGAUAUCCUGGAUGUGCAUGCGGACCGUAACACUUUCCACCGAUUUGACAAGUUUAAUUCAAAAUAUAAUCCUGUGGGAGAAAGCAGAUUGAGGGAGGUGUUCCUCAAAACUGAUAACUACAUGAAUGGAAGGUACUUCGCCCAAAUAAUCAAGGAGGUGAUGGUAGAUCUAGAAGAAAACAAGUACACUUACGCAGAACCUCGCAUCUCCAUCUACUGCAAGAACCCGGACGAGUGGGACAAGCUGGCCUCCUGGGCACUCAAACACAAUGUCUACUCACACCAAGUCAAGUGGCUGAUACAAGUGCCGAGGCUAUUUGACAUCUAUCGGUACAAGAAACUGAUGAAGAACUUCCAGGAGUUCAUAAGCAACUUGUUUGACCCACUGUUCAAGGUUUCCAUCAACCCCAGCAGCAACCCAGAACUUAAUAAGUUUCUUACGCAUGUGAUCGGGUUCGACAGCGUGGACGAUGAGUCGAAGACAGGGAACGCGACGCUGUCGGAGAACCUAAAGUCUCCUGAGGAGUGGGACGACGAGGUGAACCCUCCGUACGCGUAUUACCUCUACUACAUGUACGCCAAUAUGACCGUGCUCAACCAACUGAGGAAGGAACAAGGUUUAAAUACCUUUGUGCUGCGGCCUCACUGCGGUGAAGCUGGCUCGUCUGCGCAUCUGUGCUCCGGAUUUCUUCUCGCCGACAAUAUUUCGCACGGUCUUAUGCUUAGAAAGUACCCUGUGUUCCAGUACAUCUUCUACUUGUCUCAAAUCUUCAUCGCCAUGUCUCCCCUCUCCAACAACUCGCUGUUCCUCAACUACCAUCGCAACCCGCUGCCCGACUUCUUCGCGCGAGGACUCAGAGUCACGCUCAGUACUGAUGACCCGCUCCAGUUUCAUUACACAAAGGAAGCAUUGAUGGAGGAGUAUGGUAUCGCUGCGCAGGCGUGGAAGUUCAGCUCUUGCGAUAUGUGCGAGCUAGCCAUGAAUUCUGUCCUCAUGUCAGGAUUCUCACACGAGCAGAAACAACGGUGGCUAGGGCCGGAGUACAUGCAAGAGGGUCCAGCGGGCAACGACAUCACUCACACCAAUGUGCCCGAUGUCAGGAUCUCAUUCAGACACGAGACCUUGAAGGAAGAACUGGACAACUUGUUCAUGGCACCAUCACAAUAA